This is a messenger RNA of Staurois parvus, 369 nucleotides long. NCBI's taxonomy places the organism in Eukaryota, Metazoa, Chordata, Amphibia, Anura, Ranidae. The record is from the annotation of a GenBank genome assembly.
UCAGCGACUUAUAGGGGGACUGCGGUGCGCAUUCUGACACUGGGGGGAACUGACUUGGGGUCACUGACAUCCCCAGUGACACCAAUACAGUGAUCAGUGCUAAUAAAAAGCACUGACACUGUACUAAUGGCACUGGGCAGGAAGGGGUUAACAUCUGGGGCAAUCAAAGGGUUAACUGUGUGCUGUUUUACUAUGUGCUGUGUGUGUGCGUAUUUCACUGUGUCAGCACAUUGCUUUGUAUUGCUCUGCUAUGCAGAGCAAUACAAAGCAAUGUGCAGGAGCUGACAGGGGAGAGAUCUGUAUUGUUUACAUACAGGUCUCUCCCCUGUCAGUGAUACUCGGUGAUCGCUGGGUGCCGGCAGGGAAUCA